ACGGACUGAGCUCGUCGGCAGCGACAAGCUAUCUGGACUCUGGAACGCUCUAUUCGAAGGAAAUAUCAUGGCCAAUCGCUCCUGCGCCGACUUGCGUUGCCUAUCUGAUAACCACGGGACCAAGGCGGAAUACUCGGACUAGUCUGCAUGUCUGCUAUUACUAGCAGGCCCUGCUGCACCCAACUCUCCCCGCCAUGAACCAGGUCCCCAUCGUUGACUUUUCCGCGUUCGCCAGGGACGACGCGAGCCCCGACGACCGCGCGCGCACCGCCCACGAGCUCGUCGACGCCUUCACCAACGUCGGCUUCGUCUACCUCUGCGGCCACGGCGUCGACGACGACCUCGUCAAUGAGUCCUUCAACUGGAGCGCGAAACUCUUCGCCCUGCCGUACGAGACCAAGAUGCGCGCGCCGCACCCGCCCGACGGCGCGUACCACCGCGGCUACUCGGGCGUCGGCAAGGAAAAGGUCGGCCAGGUCGACCCUACCAAGCAAAAGGGCGUCUCCACCUCGCGCAAGGUCCCCGACGUCAAGGAGAGCUUCGAGAUCGGCAACGAGCGCGACACCCGGCUACCGAAUAUCUGGCUGCCCGAAGACGCCCUUCCCGGCUUCCGCGCCUUCAUGACCCGCUUCUACGCGCGCAUGAGCACGCUCAGCGCGCAGCUGCUCACUGCGCUCGCGGCGGGCCUGCGCCUCCCCGACGCAGACAUGCUCCGCGCCGCGCACGCGCAGGAGCGCUACCAGCUGCGCCUCCUGCACUACCCGCCCGUGCCCGUCAGCGAGCUGCGCGCCGGCCUGAAGGAGCGCAUCGCCGCGCACACCGAUUUCGGCACGUUCACGUUGCUGUUCCAAGACUCUGUCGGCGGCCUCGAAGUCGCCUCACCCACCAACCCCGCGCACUUCCUCCCCGUGCCCCCACUCCCGGGCACCCUCGUCGUCAACGUCGGCGACAUGCUCCAGCGCUGGACGAACGACCGCUUCCGCUCGACGAUGCACCGCGUGCGCGCGCCCCCGCCUGCCACGCACGAGCCCGCGCUCACCCGCGCGCGAUACAGCAUCCCCUUCUUCGUCAGCGCGGACGACGGCACGGUCGUCAAGUGCCUCCCCGGGUGCGAGGGCGAGGGCGGGCCCAAGUACGAGCCGGUGGAUAGUCGCGAGUGGAUUAAUGCGCGGUUGAGGGCGACGUAUUGA
This is a messenger RNA of Gloeophyllum trabeum ATCC 11539, 1190 nucleotides long. Its product is annotated as Clavaminate synthase-like protein. Bases 195 to 1190 code for a protein of 331 amino acids. The record is from RefSeq and is a predicted model, not a curated record. Gene Ontology annotation, molecular function: dioxygenase activity. The transcript is spliced from 4 exons. NCBI's taxonomy places the organism in Eukaryota, Fungi, Basidiomycota, Agaricomycetes, Gloeophyllales, Gloeophyllaceae.